AGCCCUAAUAGCACUCUUCACUCUGAGUCUCUGACUCUAGCUCUCGAAAUCUCGCCGGCUGUCCACCUAGUUGUCCAGAUCUCCGGUAACCUAGCUUCGUUUUCUUCUACUGAUUUUGGUUUGUUCUUCUGAAAACCGGUUCGAACCAGUGUAAAAAAACGAAUCGGUCAUAUAUCAAAAUUCAAAACCGAAAGGUUCAGAAACUCUCGUUGGACCGUCGAGCCGGUCGGUCUAACCGAACCAAAAUCUGACUGAUUUUCUGAAAUUUUUGCUUAAAACGGCGCCGUUGGUUUGAGAAACCCUAACCAAUAACCAAAACGUGCAGCACCUUCUUGGCCUCUCCUCUCUCACACAAUGUUCUGAAAACUGAAUCGGACGGAACCAGCCGAUCAAACCGAUUUAAUUAGAAACCGACAAGAAAAACGGUCCGGUCUAAUAUAUAAAACCGCAAAAUAAAAAAUCGCUCAAGAACCGAUGAACCGGCCGGUUACUGGCAGAUCGUACCGGAUCGGAACCCGGCCGAUUUACAGAAACCGACGUCGUUUCCUUCCUUGAAAGGAAAAAGUUGCGCCCGUUCCCCCCUUCUCCAACUCCUUCCUUCAGCAAAGAGCAAACUGCCCUAGCCUCCACCAAAGAAAGCAAACCUUAGCCUCCACCAAUAGUUGUCGCCGUCUGUCAGAGUGAGAGACUGCUGCCGCCGUCCAUCGCACUCAAGAACUUCCGUCUUCGUGCUCUCGGGCCUCUCGCCGGAUCCUCCACGUCGGGUGCUCGCAUCUCGCCGUUCUCCUCUGUGCUCGGCUGCUCGCGCCUCCCUCCGCCAGUGAGUGCUCGAGCUGUGCGUGUUGGUUGCUGCUCGUCGUCCGUGGUUGUCUCUACUCGAUUCUGCCUCCCAGUCUCACUCGAGUCUUGUCUCAGUCACUGGCAUCUCGUGGUUCGUCUCUCUCGUCGCCGGCGGCAGAAGCAACUCGUGGGGUUGUAUCUUGCUUCGUCGCCUUCCGUGGGGUGGUCGCCGACUCGCCGUCGACCGUUGCUUUUGAUACAUGGAAACCAAGCCAUUUGAGGAACCUUCUUCCACCGACGAUGAGGUCUACUUGCAAAAUGCAAGUGAUGAAGAUGAUAAUGAGAGUGCCUUUUCCUCCAGUUCCAACACCAAGUUACAGUUCAGGUACGUGAAAUCCAAAGCUGUUUGGAAUGAUGAGAUGGGAAUGGCUGAAGUCAUUGAAAAUCGUGGCAAAACAUGGGUCACAACUGGGAUAGUUCGAAGUGGCAAGGUUUAUUCUUCCAUUGAGGAGUCUUUGUAUUUGAUGGAGAUAGGAGCCUUAGAUCUCUUAGAUGAUUGUGAAAGAAGCAUGUCCCUAAUGGAUAUGUAUGAAAAGAUUGCUGGAGGUAAGAGUGGGUGUUGCUGGGAAAUGUUUGAGGUUUACAGGCACCUCAAGUCUCUUGGCUACAUAGUUGGGCGGCACGGCGUUGCUUGGAGUUUGAAGGGAAUUAAAAGUUCCCAUAAGGCUGUUGAUGUUGCCGAAGAAACUGAACAAGGAGUAGACUUGAUGAGCUCCAAAUCCGAGCUUUCCAUCAAUAAGUUAUUAAGUGAGAUGCAGAUUAAUGGUUCAAGGCCAGAUUUCGAUGUUUAUCUUCCAAACAGUAGGUUUAGAAAGUCUUCGCCGGGUGAUCCUAGUUUUCUGCUAUACUUAUCUCGGGGUGAUCCACCAUCUAAAGCAGAAACAGAAGCUCUUGAAAAACAAUGUGGUGGCCUUCCUUUGAAGAUUGGCUUAGUCACGGAGGGACGGGUCAGUUUCUUUUCCUUUGACAAGGUGGAACUUCCUCUUCUACCCUGAAAAAGUUGAGAAACAAGGAUUGCUACAAGAGAAUCACACUUUUUGCUUGUAGCUAUUUAUUAAAGUUUCUAAUAUGUAUCAAGUGGUACACUAAUAUUGUAAAUAUGUAGUUGUAGGUUAUGUUUAUUGGAGUGAUUGUGUUUGGCCUUUUUGGUACCAGAUGUUUGAAUAGUCAUUAUUCUCCUUUCAAUUAUCAUGAAAAAAAAAUGGGAACCAGUUCCAUAUAAUAUACUUUUCUGCU
Arachis duranensis is the source of this 2076-nucleotide messenger RNA. RefSeq lists its product as uncharacterized. Lineage: Eukaryota; Viridiplantae; Streptophyta; Magnoliopsida; Fabales; Fabaceae. Gene Ontology annotation, biological process: tRNA-type intron splice site recognition and cleavage. Gene Ontology annotation, cellular component: tRNA-intron endonuclease complex. The record is from RefSeq and is a predicted model, not a curated record. The transcript has 5 exons. Bases 1041 to 1835 code for a protein of 264 amino acids.